Messenger RNA from Thermothielavioides terrestris NRRL 8126, 2950 nucleotides. RefSeq lists its product as uncharacterized. Gene Ontology annotation, cellular component: membrane. NCBI's taxonomy places the organism in Eukaryota, Fungi, Ascomycota, Sordariomycetes, Sordariales, Chaetomiaceae. The transcript has a single exon. The record is from RefSeq and is a predicted model, not a curated record. Gene Ontology annotation, biological process: potassium ion transmembrane transport; stabilization of membrane potential. Bases 377 to 2698 code for a protein of 773 amino acids. Gene Ontology annotation, molecular function: potassium ion leak channel activity.
AUGGCGGCGUUUCCUCGACUUCAUUCCAUGUCGACUCUCAUUUCUAACUCUCAUUUCUCUGGAGUGGAAAGUGGAGACACUUCCAAAGAAGCACAUGGAUUCCUCCUUCGCCGGAAGCCUGCAUGGAAGUUUAAAAGAGCAGCAGCUGGAGGAAGAGGACGACGAAGCCCCGAUCGUGCGACGACGACGGCGAGGAAACCGCCAUGAACGACGCCAGCGCCGAGAUCGACGAGCAUGUGUCCAGGCAGGCUGCGCACGACUGGGCCCAUCUGGACCCCAGGUAAGUUCCGGGCAUAAUACGCUCUGUCUCCCUCUCUCCGUGUCAGUCGCUGACCCCCCUGCCAGCCGCUGGUGGUUCGCGUCGUCGGCCUUCCCCAUGAUCGCCGGCACGCUGGGGCCCGUCGCCUCCGCCUUCAGCAUUUGCGCGCUCGUGAAGCCGUGGCGGCAGAGCUACCCGCCCGGCGCCAGUGUGGACUCGGCCCCCUUCGUCCGGGACCCUCCCUGGCUGACCGCGAUCAACGCCGUCCAGCUGGCCGUCGCCCUUCUUGCCAACAUGGCCCUGCUCCUGAACAUGGCCCGUAGGCUCAGCUUCUCCAUUGCGCAGCCCAUCACCAUCGUCGGCUGGUACAUCUCGUCCCUCGCCCUGGUCGCCCUCACCGCCACCGCCGCGGGGCCGCUGGUCAUGCAGCCGGCCGACGACUUCAUCUGGUCACAGGCCUUCUACUACGCCAUCUACUCGGCCGUCCUCUACUUCCUGGUCGCCUCUCUCAUGGUUGUCACCUACAUGGGCGCCCAGACCGGCCACUAUCGGAAGGAGUUCAUGCUCACGCCGAGCCAGCGGACCCUGAUGAUGCAGACCAUCAUGUUCCUUAUGUACCUGCUCGUCGGCGCUCUGGUGUUCGGCAAAAUCGAGGGCUGGACAUACCUCGAUGCCGUGUACUGGGCCGCCGUGACCCUGUUCACCGUCGGCUUCGGUGACUUCUACGCCAACACGACCCUCGGACGUGCGCUGCUCAUGCCCUAUUCGCUGAUCGGCAUUGUCAGCCUCGGCCUCGUCAUCGGCUCUAUUCGUAGCCUCGUUCUCGACCGCGGCAAACGGCGUCUCGGUGCGCGAAUGGUGGAAAAGAGCCGCCGCAGGACGCUGCGCCACAUGACGCGGAAGGGGACUGACGACAUCCUCGUGCCCAUCAGGGACGACCCGCUGGGCCUGACGUCCGUCCGCACCGACACGUUGGGCCUGACCGAGUUCGAGCGGAGAGAGCGCGAGUUCAAGCUGAUGCGCAAGAUACAGGAAAAGGCGGCCCACCGCCGGCGCUGGGUUGCCAUGGGUGUGUCGACCAGCACCUGGUUGGUGUUGUGGUUGGCCGGCGCCAGGGUGUUUCAAGCGUGCGAAGAGAGAUACCAAGGCUGGACCUACUUCAACGGGCUCUACUUUGCCUUUGUCAGCUUGACCACCAUUGGUUACGGAGAUAUGACCCCUGUGUCCAACGCGGGCAAGUCCUUCUGGGUCUUCUGGGCCCUGCUCGCGCUGCCGACCACGACCGUGCUGAUCUCCAACGCCGGGGAUACCGUCGUCAAAGCGAUCCGUGACGCCACCGACCAAAUCGCCACAGUGACCAUCCUCCCCGGCGAGCUGGGGUUCAGGAGGGAUCUCAAGCGGCUGCUGCGGACGCUGUCGUGCGGCAUCUUGUUCGAAGAAGACAUCGAAGACGAUCCCCCUGGCUUCCUCGGUCAGUCCCAGCGUCUAAAACCGAACGUCACCAAUGGCGCCAACGGCGCCCACCAGGACGACGACGACGCCCAGGAAACCAUGCAGCAGGACGAAGCCGACCUCGAGGCCGAAAGCGCUGACUCGUCUCGAACCAAACAGAAACGCGCCGAGCGCGACCAAUACGACGAAGACCACUCGCAGCAAAUCGAGGCCAACGCCGCCGAAGAGACCUACACUUCCCGGCGCAGCCGCAAGCCCAGCCCGGGCCCUAAUCCAUCAUCAUCCAACAACCACAUCACCUUCUCCACGCCUUCGACCCCCACCCGGCCGUCAUCAUCAUCCCACCUCGCAAGAUCGAGAACAUCCCUAUCCAACAACAGCAACAACCCCCACUUCCACCACUUCCACCACCUCCACCACGCACAGUCCUUCCCCCGCCGGCACCUUCCCCCGAUCCCGACCUCUCGGCACGAGUACCGCGUCGUGCUGGUCGACGAGAUCCGCCGCGUCGCCCAGCACCUGCGCCACCGCCCGCCCCGCAAGUACACCUUCCACGAGUGGGCCUGGUACCUGCGCCUGAUGGGCGAGGACGAGGCCGACGCCGAGCGCCACCGCAGGCCGAACCCGCACGUCCACCACGGGAAGCGCGACCGGGAGCGGGAUCGGGACAGGGAGCGGGAGCGGGACCGCCUGGUUGCGGGGUCGCGGAGGAAGGCUGGUGGGGAGCUACCGGGUGGUACUGCUGCUGCUGCUGCUAAUGGUGAUGGUGGUGGUGGUAACGGAGGAGGCGGGGGAGAGGGUCGGGGCGAGGGAAAGGGAGAGGAGGAGUCGCAUCCGCUUCCCUGGAGCUGGGUCGGGAGUAGGAGCCCGCUGAUGGGCUCGCAGGAGGAGGCCGAGUGGAUUCUGGAGCGGCUGAUUGCGAGGUUGGCCGAGGAGUUGAGGGCCGAGGCGGAGAGGGCUGGCAGGGAGGAGGGGUCGGCUGGAUAGGUCUGCGAUUAGGGGGAGGGGGCAGGGGAGAGAGGAGAGCAAACAUGUGUUCUGCGUUGCAAUAGGCGUUCGGUGCGGGCCGGCUGGUACGGCACGUUGGGUACAUGAGGGAAUAUCGGGAUGCUACAAAGCCGGAAUAAUCACAAUUGGGCUACUCCGUCGGUAGAGAAGCGGAGUUGGAUACAAGCUGUUUACCUAACCUUCACUACAUCCUGAAUACGCUCUGUCUCUCUAGUUUACUUUUCUUUCUUG